Vigna unguiculata (cowpea) is the source of this 1619-nucleotide messenger RNA. Its product is annotated as protein N-terminal asparagine amidohydrolase family protein. Gene Ontology annotation, molecular function: protein-N-terminal asparagine amidohydrolase activity. NCBI's taxonomy places the organism in Eukaryota, Viridiplantae, Streptophyta, Magnoliopsida, Fabales, Fabaceae. The record is from RefSeq and is a predicted model, not a curated record. Gene Ontology annotation, biological process: ubiquitin-dependent protein catabolic process. Gene Ontology annotation, cellular component: nucleus.
ACAAAUGUUAUGCAUCAUCCUAAGUUUUAUUCCAAACAAACAAAGAAACAAAGAUUGACCCUGUGAGUACAACAACAGCUGCAUCAGCUUGUUUUGAACGCCAACCAAAGCUCACUUUCUUUUGUUACUUCUUUCGCAUCAAUACCCAGACGCCAUGAUAUUCGUUGAUGGCAAUUCGUUCUCUACUCCUUCAUCCUCACCAUCUCAACCUGAGGGAGAUGACAUUCUACUUGCUUUGCUGGAAAAUCCCAAUCUGAUAUCAGCCACAAGUUCUUUUAAGGCUAACUCGGAGAGGAAGUUCUUAGCAUCUGAUGAGUCUGGUUCAGAGAGAUCAAAGUGGGUUUAUAUAUUCCAGAAAGAAUAUGCUACAGUUGACCCUGCCCUCGUUGAUUUUGUUGGCACUGAUGAAGCAACAACGUGUGUUGGCCUUGUUAUUCGGAACCAAAAAAAUGGAAUGACAUCAGUUGCUCAUAUGGAUUCGCCAAAUAUUGUAGAAAUGGGCCUUUCCCAAAUGUUAUCAUCACUUGUUGCAAACAGUUUGGAGACCGAGUUCGAUGUGCAUCUCAUAGGGGGGUUUGAAGAAGUGUCACUGCAACAGGCAAAUGGUAGCGCAAUAUCAGAAAGCCCAGCAUAUUUGGAUGGUUAUUCCUUUCCUUUGUGUUCAAAGAUUGUUCAUACUCUAUGGUCAAGACAUGAGAAGUUUCACCUCCGAACGUUAUGUGUUCUUGGGCAUAAUACCAGAAGAGAUUCUGAUGGAAACACAUACCCCUUUUUCAAUGGAUUUGCGGUGGAGACUGCAUCUGGUAUAGUCAUCCCAGCUAUUUUUGAUGGAACUUCAAGAUGUCCAGAUGAGAUUGUCAGAAGAAUACGAGUAUCUGUUUCUUAUGAAGAUGCCAAUUGGAAUGAAAAGUUACUAGAAACAUAUGAUUGUGGCUCUGACUGUUUCAAAAUUGCUCCUUGUCGCUGGACUCUUCGUCAAUAUCAUAUUGCUUUAUCACUUCUGAAUUGUUCUGAUUCGGAAAUUCUUUCAACGUGUUCAACUUCACCUACUGCUGAGGCGCCAGAUUUUGUGGAUAAUUUAAGAAGGCAGUGGACUUAUUUGAUCGAGCAUCCACACUGGACAGAAACCUUUCCUACGAAGCAGGCUCGCACUUUUGCUAGAAGUUCUGAUGGAAAAUGGAUAAGGUGCUAAUCCUUUUCAAUAAUUGGAUUAGCUUGUCAUAACGUUUUAUUUGUCAUUCAUGGAAGUUAUCGAAUUGCAGACAAGAGGUUUAUGGUGUCUUAGUUUAGUUUUAAAAUAGUAUAGUAUGUGAAAUUAGCAUUGUUUCGAGAAGAAGUUCUGCUAAGGAGAACAUUAGGAAUCUGAUUUUUCCUGAAGUUCCUAGAAACUGAUAAGUGGAACAAAAAUGAGGUAAAGAUUAGCCAUUAUUUGUGAAGCUCUAUCAUAAGCUUAGGAUAUGGUAAAAAAAACAUGUUCUUUAAUACAUUAUUUCAAACACCGUUUUCUAUUGAUUGAAAUUAUUAGGACUUAAAAUACUACGAGGUCCUCACUUUCUUCUGAAUGUAAUGCAGCUAAUGAAUGUGUUGAAAAUUGUGUUUCAAAGAUUAUGUUAUCAUUC